AUGGAAGCAUCUAGCGACGAACGACUGAAGAAACGCGAGUUCCAGCCCGGUAUUGGACUUGCGCCUCCCUCGGCGUCUCGGCUGCCGGUCCCACUUACGCAGGGUGCGUCGCCUGGCCGAUUGCCGCUCCCUGGGCGGUCACUGCGGCGGCGCGCGGUCGCCCCGGUCCACGCCUCCGGCAGCACAGCUUCAAUUCUUUCCGCUCCCCGGCCUAGAUCGAGGUCGAUGGUGGAAGGCUUCAAACAACUAAUCUCUUCUCGUCCUGCUACGUUGUCUUUUUCCUCUCACCGCUCUUUUGCCGCCGUCGCCUCCUCGCGGGCGGAUGCGCCGCCGUGCCGCGUCCCCACAGCCGCUCCCGCGGCUCUCGGGCCCUCGUCAGCUGUGCUGUCCUGUGGGCGCCCCGCCGCGUCGGCUUCUCUCGGCCUGGUUGCCUCCGCAAAUACGUCUCCGUUUUCGUCGGGGCACUCGCGUUCUUCGCCGACUGGAUCUCGCCACGCGUCGUCGCUCCCGUCCAUUGCGGCGGCACGUGACUUGGCCGUGUGUCGCGAAUCGACCGGCAGCGAGGAGUACAAGGCGCAACUGGGCGCGCAGCUUCUCGAGAUAGACCAGCGCAUGCUCCCGGACGCAGAUCAAUUCCUGCAGAAGCAAUACCUGCUGGACACGCUCGGCCCGCUUCUCCGCCAGCACAUUGGAGGCCAGCUGGUCCCGUUUGGCUCCUGUGCGAAUGGGUUCUGGGUCCGCGGAAGCGACGUCGACUCCUGCCUCGUCCUCAGCGGCUGUGAAGGCCGCAUCGCCCAACGAGCGAAACUCCGCGUGGUCAGAGAACUGGUUGAGCGGCACCGCAUUGGCCAGGCGACAGUCGUUCCGGCUCAAGUGCCGAUAGCAAAAGUCUGCAACGCCCACGGCAAAGGCCUUAUCGACGUUAGCGUGAACAACUGUACCGCCCUCGAGAACUCGAUGUUCGUUGAGACUUUCGGUGCCAUCGACGACCGCGUCCGUCCUUUAGGGCGCUUCAUCAAGCACUGGGCGAAACAACGGAACAUCAACAACAGGGCGAUUUUGCUGGGCCGCGCCCCCGCAAAGGCGGCAGCUUCUGCUGCCCCUUCUUCCUGUUUCCUUGCCGUGUCUUCUCCCUCUUCGCCGAGUGCGGGGUCCCACCAAGCAGACGGCAAUCCAGCGUCUGAAGAAGACUUCGCUGACUGUAAACGAAAAGAGGAAGAUGCAAGGCAAGACGUGGCUGCAGGCGGCCAGUCUGCGAUGGCGCCGAGAACGCCGGCAGAGGGCCUAAAGCCACUGCCUUUCUGCACAGAUAUAGACUACAUCCGUACGAACCUUUUCCCCGAGUAUGGUCGGAAUAAAGAAACCGUCGGCGAAUUGAUUCACGAUUUCUUCCUGUUUUAUGGCAAACGCAGCAGCAAGCUGUUCAGCCCUCGUGACGGCGCCACGGUCACGGUUGAGGUUUACGACGGGUCCAUCUCAGUAUGCCCGCCUCCGCCUGGUUCUUCCUCGUCUUCGUCGGCCUUGGGCUCGCCUCCUCCCGAGUCUUCCUCGUGUCAUUCUGGGCCGCGCGAUGCGUCAUCCCUCGCAGCGUCGGCAGCUCUUUCACAUGUGACCGCUGAAACGUUGAAGGCCAUAGCACUAGCAGAUCCGCUCGGCGCUACGCCGCAGAGUAGCACAGCUGUCCCUUCCGCUUCCAGUCAGGGUGAAGCAGAAGAAUCGGAAAGCAAGAGGCAAGCAGGCAUGUGCAGUGUCAACGAAUCUGGAGAGUUCGCAUCGCCUCUGAGCAUGGCUCGCCGCGUCCUGAUGAGAUGCCCCCUGACGCGGGCAGUAGUGAACCGGUUCUCUGCUGCAGCGUGGAAAAUCAUCUGCGACGAAUUCCAGCGGGCUGAGGAGCUGGUGGAGAACGGAGCGACGCUCGAGGAAAUAUGUGCGCCCGCGCCGGUUACCCACGACCAAAGGAAAAAGCUAGGUCUGCCAUUCUCCUACGAGUCGUUCGUCCAUCCGACGGAGGUCCGAAGGGCCACUGUCUAA
Molecule: messenger RNA, 2031 nt
Organism: Neospora caninum
Lineage: Eukaryota; Apicomplexa; Conoidasida; Eucoccidiorida; Sarcocystidae
Exons: 11
Coding region: 1-2031 (676 amino acids)
Biological process (GO): RNA 3'-end processing
Molecular function (GO): nucleotidyltransferase activity
Source: RefSeq, a predicted model, not a curated record